Molecule: messenger RNA, 723 nt
Organism: Leptopilina boulardi
Lineage: Eukaryota; Metazoa; Arthropoda; Insecta; Hymenoptera; Figitidae
Exons: 2
Coding region: 60-548 (162 amino acids)
Source: RefSeq, a predicted model, not a curated record
UAAAUGUUAUAAGCUAUAAUUUUAAUUUUUUCAAUAUAAAAAAUUUAUUUUGCAGGCAUAUGGCUCAAAUUGACUGUUCUUGCGGAUUCGAUCCAAAAUUCUUUGAUCUUUUAAAGGAACAUUUUUCAAAAAAGUCCGAAACAGAGCUUCACGGUGUUCUUUUAUUAGAUGAAAUGUCUAUCAGGAAGGGUUUGCUCCUAGAUAAACAAACUAUGCAUUAUAAAGGAGUUCACGAUCUUGGAGAAGAUGUUCCAAAAGAUUCGGACAUAAAAUUGUCCGAUCAUGGACUAGCACUCGUAUUCCAAUACUUAUACGAAGAUUAUUCCCAACCAGUUGCAGUAUUUGCAUCUAGUGAACCUACUUGCGGAAAGGAUUUAGCAAAAAUAGUCCUACAGGCAAUAUCUCUAUUGGAAAGUGCUGGUGCAAAAAUACAUGGCAAUGUUUCUGACGGUUGUGCACCUAAUAGAAAAAUGUGGACAGAACUAGGAUGUAGUGGAAAAUUGAACAACUUUAAAAACUCUUUCCAACAUCCUUUAAAUGCAAAUUGAAGUCUUUCUGUUCUGGGACACUCCUCACUUAAUCAAAUGCAUUCGGAAUCGCUUGGCAAAUUCCGGAGAAUUGAAGAUUAAUCCAGACGAGAGUGCUAUAAAGUAGGAAUAUUUUCAAAUCUUACAUGAAUUAGACAAAUUUCAACCUCCAUCUUUGAGAAUAUACCAGAAGAUC